UCCUCAUCAUCAUCAUCAUCAUCAUCAUCAACGUCCAUGACUCUUUUACAGCCUGUAGUAGCCCUUACACCACUGAGUUCGCCAACUCACAUGUCAAGCACACCUACUGCAACAAAAUCAGGCUCAUUGCCAACAACCCCUACCAGUGCCUCAUCCACUUCUGCUUUCCCAAGCUUGGUGAUGGACAUAUCUUCUUCCUCUUUCUCAACACCCAGUCCUUGUAAGAAACGGCCAAAAGUGGAACGUAAAUGUCUACCUGUUAAGGAGAGAGAAUAUGAUCCUGAUAAGCACUGUGGGGUGUGGAAUGGGGAGAACAGUAAGCCGUGCACACGGUCAUUAACUUGCAAGUCACACCCCUUGUCCAUGAGAAGAGCCGUGUCAGGGCGCAGCAAACGCUUUGACAAACUUCUGGCUGAUCAUCGGGCAACCAAGGAUGCAGCAAUUAAACUGGUGAAGACAAUGUCUACAGUUCCAGUAGUGUUGAGUCAGUCAUCUCCUCAGGACAUAGAUGCAAACCAGGCCUUGUCACCCCUUCCACCCGGACGUGUUGGUGGAAGCAUGCAGUUAGAUAUCCCUUCUUCUGCCCUGCCCACAUCUCUGUCUAUCCCAAUGUCUUCUUCAGUCAUAAAUUUGAAUUCUGCUCCAAAUGCAUCUGUGUCUGCCACUCUUACAACCACACCUCUGCCCUCCAUACCUGAUCUCACGAUCGACACAUUUGAGAAUCAUACAGUGCCGGCCCCUGCUUUGAAGGCACCUCUGUUGAGCACAGUGUCAAAGAUGAGAGAUAUGUCUGGACUGGGACAUUCUCCUGGACCUCCUUUGGCACAGCCAUUAGUGACAGCUGCAACAGCUGUGCGGGCUCCUUCACCCAUAACGACAGUGACUGUUCCUAUCCCAUCAGGUGCACCAGCCCCUUCUCCAGUGCCUAUUACAGGGCCCACUUUUCACAAUAUUCCAGCUUCCCCACAGUCCCCAGGCAUGACUCCAUCUAGUGCAAUACCUAUAAACACAGAUGUGGACAGUACCUGUGCGCCUGUUCCCACACCACUGAAAGAUCUGUCAGCUAGUACCAUACCCUCUUCUCAGUCUCCAGUGUCUGCCUCAACUGCAUCCAUUUCCCCCACUUCUGCCACACAAGGAAUAUCCAUGCUGGCUCCUAUACCAGCUACUUCUCUUCCACAUCCUACACAUGCAUUUCAAUCAGUACACGCUGUCACCCCUGCUGUUCAGAUGUGCAAUUUCCCUGCACUGUUUGAAGAUGUAACUUGGUUGAAGAAUCAUCCACGCCCAUUGGCUGUGUGUUCAUUUUCUGGACGUAAAGUAGGAACUUUAGUGUGUAAUUCACGUAGAUUGGAAGUGGUUCGUGAAGGUCUGCGAGAAGCACUAGCACAUGGUCCAAUCAGGUCACCACUCAGUAGUGAUUUCUGUGGAAAUACAGGCACAAACCAUGCAGCAGGAACCAUCAAAACAGUUCUUACAAACAUUUGUACGAAGGGAAACUUCCUUAACUCAAGUGGAAAGAUAAUUUUUCCUGGUAUUGGGUUGUCCAAUAAAAAUCACAAAAUACCCAUUAUUCCCACCCAAUCUCAGCAUAAUUCUUCAGCCACUGUCACAAUCCCUGGUGCUCUUAAAGCAGCAUUGCCAAUGCCACAACAUCUGACACUCAAAACAACCUUAAAUCACAAUGUAACAUGUAAUAAAGAUACCAUCAAGAAUGGACAGUUCCACAUUCCAAACAUUCUGAGUGGCAGUCUCAAGAGGCAUGUAGAUUCAUCCAAGUCAGGUGGGAAUACAAAUUCGAAACGAACGAAACGGAAACAUGCCCAAAAUGUGAACCCUGCAGAGAUCAUCGGCAGCUUGCUGGCAAGAAAGAACAGCCGUUUAGGGGGAAGGGGAAAUCAUGUGCCACUUGUGACUGUAGCCAUUGCCAAUGGGUUGGCAGGUGGCACAACAUCAAGUCAGAGUGAUACAAGUGAAUCUAAGAACAUUUUAAGUUCACGGGGAGGGGUCACUUCAGACUCCUUGCGGACAGAUCUUCCAAAAGGAAUGUCAUCUAGUAAUUUAAAUCAGAUUUCAGAUGGCACAAUAAAUGCAACAAAUGUGAAAGCGGUCUCUCCAAAUGUUCAGAAUGUUCGGAUAGCUACAACUCCCAGUACAGUUCAGUUGGCCACACCUCAGAUAACAUAUUUGACAACUGGACCUGUCACUUUCCAACAGAUUCCUGUACUAAGCUCACAGGUAAUUAGUCAGAUCCAGUUGCAGUCAAAAAACAGUGGGAAUAGUCAGUCAAUCCCAUUGAAGCUGGUGAGUGGGAGUGGAGGAGUGAGUCUGGCAACAGCGACAGCUGCAACAUCUGGACGUGCCAUGGUUCUCCACCAGGACAAGGAUUAUGCUCCCUCCGAGUCUUGACUUUGAGUUUUAUUUCAAGCCAAAUCUCAGGAAAACCAAGUCAAUGUGUUGUCAGGUAGAAAUUGUUAUAUUGCUGUAGCCUUCUUGAUCAUGGUUGUCAUUCUCUUUAUUAUGUAACUUCAUCUUUCCAGUCCGACAUUGGCAUAUAAAGUCAUCGUGCUGGAACUAAUAAAAACAUAUGUUUCUGGCAAAAGUACUUUUGAGUAAUAAAUUUAAGUCAGUAUGUUGUGUAUAUUAUGUAAAUUAAUUAUGAAGUUUUUUUCCAUAAUGUAGUAUUUAUUUGGAGUUGUAUAAUACUAAUUUUUUUAUUUUACUUUUUGUAAGAACUGUACAUACGUUUUAAUUUGCACUGCUAGGAGAGAGAGACCCAGAUUUUGUAUUCCCGCCUGUUUCUGGUUCAUAUAUAGUUAAAUUUAAAGAGACUGAUAACUAUACUGAAAUUGCAUUUCAAUAUACAUAUAUGUGGUUCCAUUAGGUCAUGUAUAUAAUGGUGUGGUUGUUUUGUGUGCAAGGUGACUUUUCUGUGUGUCAAGUAUUUAAUCCAUUCGAGGUGCUUUUGACCUGUUGCUUGUGGUGUUACCACUUGUGAAGGUGGUGGAAUUGCAAACUAGAAGAGCUUACGAUACCCAGAUCACAAGGAAACAGACAGUGAUUGAACCUCGAGCCAGCUGUGAUAUUAUGUGUCCAUCUUCCUGCAUGGUAGAGCAAUAGAAGGACUCUCAGAAACCAACUAAACCCGCAAAGUGUUCAUAUUUUGGUAGGAGGAUCCGCAUGUCAAUGGUUGUUAGCUCACCACUGUUACCUCAGUCAUGGGAUUCUGUUUCCCUCCCCCCCUAUCCUCUUCCUACAUUUUAUAUCAUCACCAAUAGGUGACUGUAAUAUUCGUUGUUUUUCAUGGAAUUGGCACAUAUUAGGCUGAUUGAAGGUUGUUACCAAUGUUUAGUUUUGAAAUUUUGAAUGCUGGAGUAUACAUAAAUUCUGAUUUUAUAUUAUUUUUAUUUUAUUUGUUAUUUUACAGUGGUGUGUACUGUUACCAAUUUUGAUUGUUUAAUUAUUAUAUUUUGUAUAUCAGAGAACCUAGUGAAGCUAAAGAGGAUUUAAUUUUUGUGUGUUAAAUUGCAUAAUAUAUUUUUAUGCAUAAUGAUUCUUUAUUUGGAAGAUCCUUUUUUCCAUCGGUCUCUCAAGAGUAUGCAAAUUUCUUCAUCCUAAGAUCAGGCAAAAAUUUGAGAUGACAGUUGGUACAUGGCCAUUAUCAACAGAAUCUACAUGAUUUUCUGUUUUACAGAAUUUAAAACAGUGUAAUGCCAUGCAUGUGGUAUGUUUUUAUGCAAAAUACUUCAUUUCAUUUUAUUGGCUUAAUGCACUUCCAUCUACAACUAAACAGAAGUCUAAUAUGAAUUUUCAGUGGAAAUAGUGAGAGGUCAGAUUAUUGGAUUUAAGGUCACAAGAAUUUAUUAGCUGCCAAACUCAAAGGGAGAGGGCCUGCAGUAGUUAAGUCACUUUGUUUCAUUUGAAAUGUACAGUACAGUAAUAUAAUUUCCACUGUUUAGGUGUGAUCCCAAUACUGCUAUUGUUUGAGUAGUAAAUUUCCAUGACAUAACUUUAAUGUUUGCACAUGUAAGAUUUGAAUGGAUUACUUUCUUGCAGUGUAUGAUACAGAUAUGUUCAACAGAAAUUUAAAUUUAUAUUAUAGAAUUUGAUUAAAUUCUUAUUUAUUUUUAAAUAUUAUUGGAAUAUGAAAUGAAGCAUUUAAUAAUUAUUCUACAGCAGAUAUGAUAAAGUUUCUGACAGAUGCAGAAGCAGCACUAUGAUUUAGUGUAACUCUGAUGCACAAUGUUAUCAAGUAUGACUGUGCAAAAAGGAAUUCAUGCUGUUUCUGUCCUGUAUUCUAAAAUUUUCUGUGGCUGCUGUUAUUAGAAAUGGUGGAUGUGCAUAUGAAAUAUCACAUCAGUAUUCCUCAUAUUUUCUUCAUCAUUGUAUUAUCUAUUGUGGGAAAUCUCAAGGGAAACCUUAUAAUAAAAUUCACUGUUCAUGAGGUCAUUGUUUGUUUAUUUUCAAGUACAUGUCAGUAGGGACAGAAUGAUUUUUGGAUUUCAUAUUAUGCUACCCAUAUUUUAAUACAGCUAAACACAUACAAAGAAAGUAAUAUUUGUCUUAUGCUAGAAAUGUAAUUGUCAAUGACAGAAUACCUUCCUCAUCAUUUGUUUUGCAAAAAUAUACACAUUGAUGACUUGUGUAUCUAAGAAGUUUCUUAAAGCUGGUAAACCUGCCUUCUGUUUAUAGUUGGACUCCUAACAUUGUGAGAUCCUAAGACAAUUAAGUUAUAUCUCUAUCUUACCAUUUGGUUUAGUCUGCAGAGAAAGCAUGUGUGUACUGAUACUUGAAUCACAAAAGUAAGGAUCAUAUGAUCACAACCAAAAUCAGAAUAAUAGUAAUGUGUGAAGAAGUCCAAAUGAAAUGAAUGCCAAUACAUACGAGUAUAUUAUAGCUCUAGUUCUUCCUUUAACUGCAGCCUAUAUAUCCUUAAUCUGGUCCUCAUAUUAACAGGUUUUGAAACCAUUACAAUAACAUUUUUGCAAACUUUGCUUUACGGCUGAGAAGUCAAAGUUGGCAUGGAUUGCGUGCAGCAUCUGGCAUUGUAUACAUGAAUAUGGUUGCAAGUUGUUGUGUAUAUAUUAUGAAUCAGUCUUGAUGUGUGCCAGUUUCACUUCUGCAGGACAAUAAACUGAAUUUAUGUUGGGAAACUGAAAAUAGUAUAUCAGUUGUCUUGAUCUCUUACUUGUACAUGUUUUUUUUGUGUGUUUGUUAAAUAAUUUUGGUUGUGAAAAGUGUAUGCACCAUACUGGAAGGCUAAAUAAUUUUGGUUGUGAAAAGUGUAUGCACCAUACUGGAAGGCUAAAUAAUUUUGGUUGUGAAAAGUGUAUGCACCAUACUGGAAGGCUAAAUAAUUUUGGUUGUGAAAAGUGUAUGCACCAUACUGGAAGGCUUUGGAAGGACACUUGCUUUCAAAUGUAAUUCUAAGUUAUCUGGAUAUAAAAAUUUCCGUUCCAUAAAAUAAGAAAAAUGCUGAAGCAUACAUGGUAAUUUCAGAAAUACAUUGUUGCUAUAGUUUGUAAACAUUGGUAUUUACAUGGACAGUGUGUUUGUCAUCAUUUCUUAUUCCAUUUGUAAUAAGUGUACACUGGUGUAAAAUUACUCAUCAGUAAUUGUGGUUUCAGUUUCCUCAUAAGUCUACUAAUCUCACUACAAUCUGGUUUAAUAUCUUUAACAUAGUUACAUUUUUAAAAAAGUCUAGAACUGAGAAUUGAAGGGUUUGUACCUCCAUUUUUAUAAAGUUGCAGGAAAGAGGUAAGAACAGUUUUUCGCUUGCUUAGAUUUUUGUUAUGAAUACUUUCAUAUAUGCUGUAAGUGACUGAAUUUACAUUAUUUUUUGCACUGAUAUAUUGGGUUUUCAGACUUUAUCCAUCAUCCUGGUUUUUAAGA
This is a messenger RNA of Cryptotermes secundus, 5892 nucleotides long. Its product is annotated as flocculation protein FLO11. Bases 37 to 2409 code for a protein of 790 amino acids. The transcript is spliced from 5 exons. Lineage: Eukaryota; Metazoa; Arthropoda; Insecta; Blattodea; Kalotermitidae. The record is from RefSeq and is a predicted model, not a curated record.